This is a messenger RNA of Sipha flava (yellow sugarcane aphid), 519 nucleotides long. RefSeq names its product THO complex subunit 7 homolog (gene thoc7). The record is from RefSeq and is a predicted model, not a curated record. NCBI's taxonomy places the organism in Eukaryota, Metazoa, Arthropoda, Insecta, Hemiptera, Aphididae. Gene Ontology annotation, biological process: mRNA processing. The transcript has 2 exons. Bases 1 to 495 code for a protein of 164 amino acids. Gene Ontology annotation, cellular component: THO complex part of transcription export complex.
AUGUUAGUACAUCUUAAUUUAUGUGAACAUGCAAUGAAGAAAUCUCAAGCUAUUUCACGCAUGAAUAUGGAAGAAAUGCUAAUGUACGAUAAUAUGUCUAGUGAAAUAGAUCAUAAUAUAAAAAAUACAAAAACUGAUAUUGAUCGAGCCAAAAAUGAAUUAAAAAAAGCUAAAACUGUUAGGCGAAACCGAAUGGAAUAUGAUGUACUUGCCAAGCUCAUUAUUCAACAUCCACCCAGAACUGAUACUGCUAAACGCCUUGAUGAUUUAAAAGAUGAGCUCCAAGCAUUAAAAAUGACAAAAAAUGAAAUAAAUCAAAAGCUUGAUAAAAGACGUAAACAAAUGCAUGUACUUAUGUCUGCAUUAAAUGAUCUUACAGAUAGUUUGAAAGAUAAUGGUUCAUUGAGUGAAGAUAUGUCGUAUGAGACAUUUGAUGAUGAAGAUCUUGAUAUUUUAACAAGAAGGGAAGACAUUGAGGAACCAAUGUCGGAAUAAUUAAUAAAGCAAAACAAAAGAAUA